CUGAGCUUGGGUGUAUCUUGCUGGCUGACAGGACGGGCCUGCCCCUUGCUCUCUCCAGAAUACAGGAGGGAGGGAAAGCUUCGCAGGAGGGGAAACUAAGCAAGGAUGAGCUCUCCUGGGGACCAGCCUUUACCUCGAAAGCUUCCUUUCCGUCACACCAUCUUGUAUGUCUCUCAGUGAAGUUUCAGAACUUGUGUGUGGGGGGGGGAGUGUUGAGGAUGGUGUUGUGCAUGCUAAGCAUGCAUUCUACCAGUGAGUAGCACCCUCAGGCCCCGUAAGUUUUUAUUCUCUAUUAUUUCAUUUUUUGUGUGUACAUAUGCAUGCAUGUAUGUCUGUACAAGUCAGGGGUCAACCUCGGUGCCAGCCUUCAGGUGUUCUCUGCUGUGUUUCUUGAGACAGAGUCUCUCAGCUUCGUGCUCACCAAGCAGGCCGGGUUGGCCGGAGCCCCAGAGAGCUGCCUGUCUCUGCCUCCAGCACAGGGAUUGCAGGAACACGCCACCGCAUUCUCCUGCCUCAAUGGAUUACACGCAGGAGCCCAAUGUGACCACGACGGAGUACUACCUUGACGACUUGGCCAUGCCCUGUGACACGGAGCUCAUCCUCAGGGGCAGCAGGCUGCCACUUGCCCUCUUCUACUGCAUCUUGUUUGUACUGGGCCUUCUGGGAAACAGCCUGGUCAUCCUGGUCCUUGUGGCCUACAAGAAGCUGAGGAGUAUCACGGACAUCUACCUCCUGAACCUGGCCGUUUCGGACCUGCUCUUUGUCUUCUCGUUCCCGUUCCAGACUCACUACCUGCUGGACCAGUGGGUGUUUGGGACUGCCAUGUGUAAAGUGGUCUCCGGCUUUUACUAUAUGGGCUUUUUCAGCAGCAUGUUCUUCAUCACCCUCAUGAGCGUGGACAGGUACCUGGCUAUUGUCCACGCUGUCUAUGCCCUCAAAGUGAGGACGGCCCGAGUGGGCACGGCCCUGAGCCUGGCGGUGUGGCUGACGGCCGUCUUGGCCACCAUUCCGCUGCUGGUGUUUUAUCAAGUGGCUGCUGAGGAUGGUAUUCUACAGUGCUUCCCGUUUUACGACAACCAGUCUUUGAAGUGGAAGCUGUCUGCUCACUUUGAAGUGAAUACCUUGGGCCUGCUGCUCCCCUUCACCAUCCUUCUCUUCUGCUACAUCAGGAUCCUGCAGCAGCUGCGGGGCUGCCAGAACCACAACCGGACCAGGGCCGUCAAGCUGGUGCUCACUGUAGUCAUCGCGUCUUUGCUAUUCUGGGUCCCCUUCAACGUGGUCCUCUUCCUCACGUCCCUGCACGACUUGCAUGUCUUUGAUGGAUGUGCCAUGAGCCAGAAGCUGGCUCUGGCUACCCACGUCACGGAGGUCAUCUCUUUCACACACUGCUGUGUGAACCCCGUCAUCUAUGCUUUCAUAAGCGAGAAGUUCAAGAAAUACCUCGCGAACGUGUUUCCAAAAGGUUGCAGCCACCUCUUCCUCUACCUAGGGAAACAGAUGCCGGUGGGGGCAUGGGAUACGCACUCUUCCAUAGGGAGACAGAUGCCUGCGGGGGCGUGGGAUACGCGCUCUUCUCACUCCUCCACCCUGGACUACAUUUUGUAGGAGGGCGUGCACAGGUCGUGCCUCGGCCACUCUUCCUACUCCCAAUCUGUCCCCCUCUCCCCGCUUCCCCUCCUCUCACUUCCCCUGGUUUACCGAGACAGAGUCGCACUUUGCAGCCCAGCCUGGCUUUGAACUCUCAAUUCUUCUGUCUCCGCCUGCUAAAUGCAAGUGCCAUCCUUUUUUGUUUGUUUUUUCGAGACAGGGUUUCUCUGUUCAACGGCGCAGCUGGAACUCGUUUUGUAGAUCAGGCUGGCCUGGAACUCUCUGAGAUCUGCCUGCCUCUGCCUCCUGAGUGCUGGGAUUAAAGGUGUGUGCCACCACAUCAUAGUUUUGGGAUUUGUGUGUGUGUGUUGUGUUCAUGAGAGACAAUAUUUUAUAAUUUUUCUCAUUCCCAUAUAUCUAACCUGGCUUGAUUUCUUAAAAUGCAUUGAGAAAUGUUCCUUUUAAAAUCUAUUCUCUGAAAUGGUUUGUGUAAAAAAAAAAAGUGGCAUUAAUUUCUCUUUGUAGGUUUGAUGCAAUUUAUUAAUAAACCCAUCCAAGGUACUUCUGUACAAAGAUUUGCAUUUAAUAUACCCCACAGAGACAUUUAGUGAUGUGGGAUUCCCCUCUGUAUUCUGUGAAUAUGUUUUAUUGUCAUUGGUCAAUAAAGAAGCUGCUUUUGUCAAUGGCUUUACAGAGUAAUGCCAGGUGGAAAAUCCGAACAGAGAUGUAGAGUAGUAGGCGGAGUCAGGGAGAUGCCACAUAGCCGCUGCAGGAGACAGAUGCCUGAUGGAACCUUGCUGGCAGGCCACAACCAUGUAGUGAUACACAGAUUAAUAGCAAUGGGUUAAUUUAAAAUAUAAGAUUUAGCCGGAAAUAUGCCUAAGCUAUUGACUAAGCAGUGCUGUAAUUGAUAUAGUUUGUGUGUGCUCAUUCUGGAUCUGGGUGGGCAGGAAUGAACAAGCAGCCUCUGCCUACAAUUCAGCUUUUCUACCUGCUUUUGAUUUGUAAGAAAUUUUGC
Molecule: messenger RNA, 2605 nt
Organism: Alexandromys fortis (reed vole)
Lineage: Eukaryota; Metazoa; Chordata; Mammalia; Rodentia; Cricetidae
Gene: Ccr8
Product: C-C motif chemokine receptor 8
Exons: 2
Coding region: 325-1605 (426 amino acids)
Biological process (GO): calcium-mediated signaling; cell chemotaxis; positive regulation of cytosolic calcium ion concentration
Cellular component (GO): external side of plasma membrane; membrane
Molecular function (GO): C-C chemokine binding; C-C chemokine receptor activity
Source: RefSeq, a predicted model, not a curated record